Pecten maximus is the source of this 3378-nucleotide messenger RNA. RefSeq lists its product as uncharacterized. The coding region runs from base 121 to 1527 and encodes 468 amino acids. The record is from RefSeq and is a predicted model, not a curated record. NCBI's taxonomy places the organism in Eukaryota, Metazoa, Mollusca, Bivalvia, Pectinida, Pectinidae. The transcript is spliced from 5 exons.
UAAGUGUCAUACCAAUGAGGAGAUCUCUAGAUCUGUGAAUGUGUGGAUACGAAAGCCGCUGUGUGGAUGUGAAAACCGCUGUGUGAAUGUAAACUCGAGGUUCCCUUUAUACUUGAAAGCAUGGAGAUGGUCCAGUGCUCGGAAGAUAUCGCCUUUUUGUGCCGUUUGAUGCAAUUGCUUCAUCAGUUUGGGACACUUGCUCUGCGAUCUCGGCUUGUUCAUAGGUUAUUUGAGACGUAUAUAAAGUUAAAUCGAGCUACAUUUACUUAUUUCGCCGAUGAAAGUAUUGUUGUCAGUGAACACUGCUCAAGAAGACGAACUGGACACUCGACACAUUUCCGUGUGCCUAAGCCUCUACCAGACGUCGACAAAUGCGUCCAAAAUUCAAAAGAUGGUGAAUCAUUGCGAAGCUUUCUUGAAGAAUCUUUUCUUACGGAAACGAUCAAUAACAACAUGACAAAACUAUUGGUUCUAAAGAAGAAGAAAACUAUUAAUCAGACACAAUGGGAAGUUCUGUUCGCAAACAGUAGUGUGAAUAUUCACGACUUAGAUAUAUCUCUUCUAAGUUUAUUGAUCUUUAAUAUGUUUGACUGUAAACCAACUCUUGAUAUGAUAUCAAUGCCGCUGAAUACCAACAUUACUGAGGCUGAUGAUGUGUUGCGUAUUAGGAUGUACAGGAACAAGAUAGCACAUCUAACGUCUUUGGUGAUUACGUCUGUAGAAUUUAACAGUAUGUGGAAUAAUAUCAGCCACGCCAUCACACGCUUGAUUGGGUCAGCAUAUCAAAAUGACAUCGACCGUCUAAAAGAAAUGAGCUUCGACCAGCCUGCCGUCACUCGGUAUAAAGAGCUACGCAAGGAAUGGUCCGAGACUGUAACCGAUAUAUAUCAAUCACUUAGUGACAUCAAGGAGGAUUUAAGAUCGAUCAAGAAGAAACGGAGGCAUCGGAAGGGUGUAGCUAUUCAGCUUGUUCACAGUGACGACCUACAGAAGGCGCUAACAGUUCUAAAGAAGAAGGGGAUAACUGCUAAAGUGAUCUCCCUUGAUGAGAGUGACAGCGACUCAUUAGAAUCAAUAGUGAAUUACUCGUCUUUGAGUAAAAGUACUGGAUGUUUGAGAUGGUCAGAAGACUUAGAUUAUGAAAAUACUAUUCGACCUUCUCGCAGCAGUGGUUAUUUGGGACCUGGAACACUUAGAUCAAAAGAAGAGGCGAAACCUUUCUAUGAAAUGUUUUCCGGUGAUAAAGCAGCCAAAGACAACACAUCAAAUGUUGCUCGGCGAUGGACCAUGUCGGACACAGGAUGUGGUUUUACAGGACAAUCUCCAACGUGUGAUGAUUCCAUGGGAUACACGUCCUCGUUGGAUUCAGUAUUUGGUAACAAGGAUAAAAUGGAACCUUUAGAGGCAAUGACAAGCCCGGCGAAGACUAUGCAUCUCCCUAGUGUUGAAACACAGGAAAUUGACCACGCAUCGUCCGCAGAACCCAAAAAGAAAUCACUCUGGCGCUCAUUCAAGAAUUUAUUUUGAAAUGAAGAACAAUUUCUUCAGCUUUGAAACGUAAAGUACAUUCUUUCGACUAGCGGAUAUCUAGAUCACCUUGAUAAAUCUAAAUAUAGCUUUUUGGAGCUUUAGCAGAUGUCAUCAAAAGGAAUUGACUGAUAUUUCGACUGCAUUUUAUUUCUAGUUCAGAACAGGCUUGAAAAUCAUUGUUCUUCAUAAAUGGAACGGCCUUAACGUGCUUUAUAAAAACAAAGUCGCAUUCAAAAUGGUUCAAUUGGCUAGCAUGUCAAAGAUAUUAUCAUUCAGAUCAAGACAGGCAUGAAUCAAAUGAGCUUUAUAAAUGAAGAGUCUUAAGGUACUUUCUCAAUAUUGUUUAUCAUGUUGUGAAUGCUAUACCCCUAGACUGUACUCCCUGUGUAUCAGGCAUAAUGUGACCAUUUUUUGGAAAAUGGUAUGGUUAGAGGUAAAUUGUAUACAUGUACAUUAUCAUAAGGCAAUUUUUUUAUCAAUGUUUACCCUUAUAUUAUACUUAUCAAAUUUGUUCAGAAAUCAGACAUGACAUAUGUACAAUGCAAUAUUAAACCUGGAGAACAACCCCUUUAUAACGAAAGCAUUGUGAACGCAGUUUUAUAUCAAUUUUUGUGUUGCAUAUUUACCUCAUUGUUUAGUUGCAGCAUUGCUAGUACAUUUUCAUAUCUAUUAAUUUUUACAUAAUGCAAUACAAUUUAUCUUACAAUACAUGUUUCUUAAGCGCAUGACACGGUUUGGUACUGAGCAUAAACCUAUCUUCGUAUUAGUAUAUGACUCACAGGAAGAUGUAUGAAUUUAUUCUUUGAUGUCAUUAUCAUACUUAAAAGCUAAUGUAUUCAAUGACAUCAGAGGUGUUGUUAUCGUCAUCUCCGAUACUUAUGGAUUAUGUUCUCUUCUUCUUUACACCCCUGGAAUGUGUCAUGGUAAUAUUGGAGGCUCAGUCGCCACCCUCUUUUGUAUAAAAUAAAAAGGGUACUUCAAUGUACAUCAAACAAAUCUCGAGGUCGGCAGAUUGUCUGGCAACGAACGUCUGGUGUCGCCUUUUUGUGAUCUUCAAAUUAAAUGCAACAGCUAAGCGGUUGGUAAGGUUUUUCCUGAUGCCAAUCAAAAAGUGUAACAAGUUGUUUGUUUUCGGUUUUUGCAUGACAUAAUCUGGCGAUGCAGUGAUCGAAAGUGAACAUAACUCCUGGAGGAAUGAAGAUGUAUUAAUGCGGCAUAAGAUCUAGACAUACGAGUUUGUUUACAGUUUAUCUAUGGAUGUACACAGAGUUGGUUUAUUUACUCUCAAUGUCCGUUGCUUUUGGUAAGGUCAGUUUGACUGUAGGUGACUACUGUCCAUAUUAUCAUAUUGUACUAAACACGUCGAUAUCAUUUCACGAUCGGACAGCAUUAUAUCAUUCGCAACCAUCAAAACAUCAUUAACUUCUUAAUUUAAUCACAUGACAGUAUAUGACUGAGUUCUUUAAAAGCGACCAUACCGUUAAUCUUUGUAGUCUCCCUUUGAAUACAUUAUAUUUUGUUUUAGUAUUAGUUAAAUGUGAUAUAUUAAAGAAAUAUUUUAUACAUAUUUUUUUUUACCAGAUUGAUAGUUUGUCAUAUAUAUAUAUAUAUUUACCGCAAUUCUUUGACAAUUGAUAAGGAAAUACUGUAUUACGUUUAAAUCACUUUGCUUUAAUCAUUUAGUACAUUAUGUAGGAUGGGACUACUUUUCUGACCACGUGGAAAUUAACUCGGUAUUCCUGUUUCCUUUCACACUCUGCACGAUUCCAUCCGAGAAUGAUUGGUUAUUAAAAGUUAUUAUUGUCGGUUUCAAAAUUACUUAUGAAUAAAAUCUAUUUAUAUACAUUC